CGGACGCGGUGAGCAUCAUUUUCACCAAGGAACCCUCGGAAGAUGAUCAGCAAGAUUAAUAUUGUUUAUUUCGCCCCGUGUUAUUGUCUUUCCUUUUAACGUCAGUGCUGACUGCGUAAGUUCCCACUACUGGAACAGUUUGCCAAGGACCUUCAACCUGUUAACAGAUUUAACGUUUACGUUUUUUUUUUUAACGAUUUUACACGGUGGUCAAAAUAUUAGAACCCCGAAUUUCAAGUGAAUAUGCCCGAAACAACCCAGGAUACGUGUGCUGCAGUGAAAGACUCUCCAUUUUUCAUUAAAAAUCUUCUGAAUUCUGACAGUAAGCCAUCAAAGCCCAAGCCUAUUUUGGUAUCAACUAAAGCUGGACUUGAUGGCAGCUUCUCGCUCUCUCAGGUUGGGGAAUUAAACUUUCCUCGCUUCGAAUUGCCGACCCAACGCUUUGCGUUACCGGCUUAUCUUGAGCGCGCCUCAGCAUGGUGGUACCCGUACACACUCAGUGCAUCUGCGCAUCUCCACAGAACAGAAGCAGCACAGAAAGCAAGGGUAUCGUCUCCGACCACAGGCACCGACAGAGAUUCACCUGAGCUCGUGCUCAAAUCCGACCCGGAUGCCAGAGACGAUGACGACGAUAACAAAAGUGGAGACGAGAUUGUCCUCGAGGAGAGCGACACCGAAGAGUCUAAAAAAGAAGGCAGCGUGGACGACUGGAAGAAAAUUGACGACGGCGCUGACAAGAAACCUUGCCGGAAGAAGAAAACCCGCACGGUGUUCUCGCGGAGUCAGGUGUUUCAGCUGGAGUCCACCUUCGACAUGAAACGCUACCUCAGCAGCUCGGAGCGCGCGGGCCUGGCUGCCUCGCUUCACCUCACAGAGACCCAAGUGAAAAUCUGGUUUCAGAACCGCAGAAACAAGUGGAAACGUCAACUGGCAGCUGAGCUCGAGGCGGCCAAUUUGAGCCACGCGGCUGCGCAAAGGAUUGUGAGAGUACCCAUCCUGUAUCACGAGAACUCGGUCUCUGAAAGCGCCAACACUCCGGGCAACGUGCCCGUUAGCCAGCCGCUGCUCACUUUCCCUCAUCCGGUUUACUACUCUCAUCCCAUCGUCACCUCAGUGCCUCUCCUCAGACCGGUGUGAGAGAACGAGAGAUGUCUUUUUCUAUGUAACUAUGUAACUAAUACCGUUUUACACAGACUUGAAAGAGAGAGAGAAAAAAUGGGAAAUGAAACCAAGAGACAAAGAUAUUUUUGUUUAGAAAAUCAUUUAAAGAAGAAAAGAAAAAUGUACAAAGACGGACUAUCAUGCAUUUGAGCCCUACAUUUUUUGUUUUGUUUUUAAACUUAUAAAAAUACACAUUAACUACACAUAAAUAAGGAUUGUUUAGAGGCCUACAUUUCUAAUGUUGAUGUUGGUGAUUAAUUACAAUGACUUCGUUAAUUUACUGUCGUCGUUAUUAUUAUUAUUAUUAAUAUGAUACGGAUUUAAAAAAAAAUGUCUAUGAAUAUCAUUGACAAAUCAACUUGUUGACACGUCAAAGUAAAGUGUUUUUAUACACAUGGUUUAGUUUCUUUUUAGCACUGAAAAAUAUCACACAGCCCUGACUACUGAUGUGCAAUACUACUGUGUAUGAAUUAUAUAUUUAGGCAACAGAUUCAUUUUUAAAACUCUUAUUUCAGAUCCUUUUUUUCCCAACCAAGUUGAGAAGGUAAACCGCUGAAAACCCUUUUGUGUCCUUGGUCCCGCGCGCUCAAUGGACAAUCAUAGACUAUAGCUUUUGAUUUGACAGGAUUGAAGUAACACACAUUUUUUUUUUCUUUUUACUUUUGAUCUAUAUUAUUUACACAUGUACAGAUAUAAUGAUAAGAAUGGGGAAAAGGUGUCAUUUGUACAGUAAUAACUGAUUUUUUUUUACACUGUAUUGCUGAAUUCUGUUGUGAAAUAA
This is a messenger RNA of Xyrauchen texanus (razorback sucker), 1942 nucleotides long. It is a transcript of the gene hmx3a, whose product is annotated as H6 family homeobox 3a. The transcript has 2 exons. The coding region runs from base 244 to 1137 and encodes 297 amino acids. Gene Ontology annotation, molecular function: RNA polymerase II transcription regulatory region sequence-specific DNA binding; DNA-binding transcription factor activity, RNA polymerase II-specific. Gene Ontology annotation, biological process: regulation of transcription by RNA polymerase II. Lineage: Eukaryota; Metazoa; Chordata; Actinopteri; Cypriniformes; Catostomidae. Gene Ontology annotation, cellular component: nucleus. The record is from RefSeq and is a predicted model, not a curated record.